GCCGGUCCGCUUGGUUCCGGGGGAGAGAGGGGGGACGCGGCGGAGCUGAGAGAGACAUGAACCCCGGGGACAAUGUGGAGACGGGGGAGACGGAGCUCCGGCCGGGGAGCUGCUGCCGGCCCAUCCCCAGCGAGGAGCCGUGCCGGCGGCAGCAGGAGAAGCUGUCGGGGGUGGUGAAGAACCUGCACAGGAAACUGCGCAGGAAAUACAGGGAAGUGGGCGACUUUGACAAAAUCUGGCGUGAGCACUGUGAGGAUGAGCAGACGCUGAGCGAGUACGCCCUGGCCAUGAAGAAUCUCGCCGACAACCACUGGACCAAAAACUGCGACGGAGAGAGCCGCAUCGAGUGGUGUCGCAGUGUCUGCCAGGAAUAUUUCUUGGACGGUGGGAUGAAGAGAGUGUUAGAAAAGGAUGCAAAAAGUGCCACUUUAGCCGCAGGUCUGACUUCCGCACCCGUCGGUGCUCAAGCGUACGGCCCCGUCCCCAGCUCCAUCUCCCAGCGGGGGAAAAUGCGCCUGCUGGACGUGGGAAGCUGCUUCAACCCGUUCCUGAGGUUCGACGAGUUCCUGACGGUCGGGAUUGACAUAGUGCCUGCAGUCGAGAGUGUGUACAAGUGCGACUUCCUGAACCUGCAGCUGCAGCAGCCGCUCCAGCUGGCGGGCGACGCGGUGGAGGCGUUCCUGCGGCAGCUGCGCAGCCCCAUCGACGCGCUGCCCGCCCAGCUCUUCCACGUGGCCGUCUUCUCCCUGCUGCUGUCCUACUUCCCCUCCCCGUACCAGCGCUGGAUCUGCUGCAAGAAGGCGCACGAGCUGCUGGAGCUGCACGGCCUGCUGCUCAUCAUCACGCCCGACUCGUCCCACCAGAACCGCCACACGCUCAUGAUGCGCAGCUGGCGCGUGGCGGUGGAGUCGCUGGGCUUCAAGCGCUGCAAGUACGUCAAGUACUCGCACAUGCACCUCAUCGCCUUCCGCAAGGUGUCGCUGGCCACCACCAGCGACCUGGUGUCGCGCAACUACCCCGAGAUGCUCUACAUCCCUCAGGACUUUAACUCCAACGAGGAGGAGGACUGCGCCGACCUGCCGGCGGCGGCGCGCUCCGAGCUGGAGGACGACCAGCUGGCCUGGGGCUUCGCCGAGCUGCCGGACACGGCGUACGACUCGGAUUCGGGGGAGAGCCAGAGCAGCUCGGUGCCCGGAUUCCACGAGCUGGAGGACCCCAUCCUGCUGCAGAGCUGAACCAGCAACCCCUGCUCUCCCUCUCCAUGGACCUGUCUCCUCCCCUCCUACUGCUGCGCUGCCAAAUUUCUACCUGCUGCAUUAUUCUCGGUCCGUUUACUUCGCGGUCAUCCGUUUUUUGUUUUGAAAUGACAAAAUAAAAAUAGAGAACUAAUCCAAAAUAAUCCGUGGAAAACAGAUCGUUAUCCGUUAUCCGAUUUCAUUGAUGUGUUUGAAAAUAGAAAUUGGGAAUUAAAACAGCGAGUGGAAAACUCUUUUCUCUAUUUCCUAUUCGUUUCCAACAGGGGGGGCAGUAUGUUAGAGUUCAGUACAUGUUAUUGAUUGGACGCUGCAGCUGAACGGACUGUCACAACAUCAUGACUGAGUGAAGACAGAUUACAGAUUAAACUCAGGUUUCAUAUUUGAUUUAUUUUCUUUUUCAACAUUAAAAAAAAUCUAAAACUGUUAAUUUUCAAUCUGAUCAACAAAAGAACCAGAAACAACUUUCUUCAUUUAUUACUGCGCAUGUGCAAUCCCCCCAUUUGUCCAAUCCUUGUUUUCAGUAUCCUUGGAAACGAAUAGGAAAUAGAGAAAAGAGUUUUCCACUCGCUGUUUUAAUUCCCAAUUUCGAUUUUCAAACACAUCAAUGAAAUCGGAUAACGGAUAACGGAUAACUUUCCGUUUUCCGUUCUUUAUUAUCAAAACAAAAGAUGGGAAACGGAUUAUUUUGGAUUAUUUCUCUAUUUUUAUUUUGUCAUUUCAAAACAAAAAACGGAUGGCCGCGAAGUCCACGGACCAUUCUCCCUCCCCCUCUUCUUGGAAAAAAAAAAUGCGAUUUGCACAGUGUGAAAGAGAGAAGUUUACAGAAUAUUUUCUCAUAUCCUCUGAGAGCUACACACACAUUUGACACUAAGAUGGAUAUAUUUUGAUAAAAAACGCUUGGCUUUUUUUAAGAGUUGGAAAUUGAAUGCCCUUAAGAUUUUUAACCCCCCCCCUCCCCUCCCAUCAUCUCCCAAUCGAAAUUUUAACCCCCGAUCUCCACGUCAUCUCUCGGUAAUUCCAAGUCAGCUUGUCGACGUUCUUUACUGUCUCUGUUUGAAUAAGCUAGUGUCGCAGGCGGCGCGGUGCCAACGCCAAAUCCCGCAACACAGACGGUCCGACGGGAGCUUUGACCGCGCCGGAGGCGGACGGGACGAGUGGACUGGUACGCUUGCUUCUGUCAGUCACGCAGCUGCACUCUCUGACGAUUCUUGAUGUGCAUUUACUUUUACGAAACGAAACAAAACAAAAAAAACAAAAAAACGGUUGUUUUGAAAUCUAUAUUCUUAGUCAAACAUUGGUGUUGUCCGGUGUAACGUGUGGCGAUGCCAAUCUUCUGAAUGAUUUGUGUAUCUUUUACAAGAUAGUGGUAUUUGUAGCAUUUUAAACAUUUUCAGAACCACCGAGUAGGAGUGUUUAACUAGGUUUACGUAAGUGAAGAUGUAACUGUUUACUUUUUUGUGUAAGAAAAGGUACGCGUGCAGAAUAGAUUAUACUUCUUUUCUUUUUCUUUUUUUUUUUUUUACUUCUAUCAUCCUCAUAGUUGUCAAAUCAGAGUUUCUUCAGAUUUCCAAGACUUUUUUGUCCUGAAGCAGAAAAAGUACAGAAUUGUUAGUCGCUGACGCAUGAAAUGGACUCGACCGCACCAGUAUCCUCGGAUGCAAAUCUGAGCUCCUGAUUUAAGGAAAACUCACCCCAACUGCAGAGGUUUGCACUAAUUUACGUUUUUUUUAAGAGACUCACUUUAAAGAAAAAAAGAGAGAAAAAAAAUGGGGAAAUGCUGCAGAUUCCAGCGAGUCGGGGCAGAUCUGACGUGGCUGUUGCUGCGCAGACGGGUUUUAGCUGAUGACACUACCAGGUGAAGCGUGAGUGCGUGUUCCCGCCGGUCCUUAAACGGCCCGAUCGCAUGACUGUUCUUGGGAUUGUGAGUGUGAAUGAAAGAAUCGACUAAUGUUGAUGCUUAUUAUUUUUUUAAAUUAGUGGCACUUUAUCACCGAUUCCAAAGGUUAUCACUAAAUUCAACUCCGAUGACGGGGCUUUAAAAAAGAAAAAAACUACAAAUGCCAUUCAGUAUCAGGUGCCUUGUACGCUCAUAUUUAAUCUGCCCCCGCAGAAAUUCAUGGUCAUCCCACAUUAAUAGACAGAUGUCGAGCUUCUUCGGGCCAAACGAUGCGCACAAACUUCUCGUUUAUGGUGUAAAAGGAACAAGAAACAUUUUCACUGUCGACGUAAAUGCCGUUUUAUUUCCAUAUCAUUUCCAGGACCAGAAGAGAAAAGUGCUACACAUACUCAGAGUUUGAGUUUGCUUCGUGACGUGUCUUCCAGUAAUUUUUUUUUCUUUUGUUUUUUGGCCCAUUUGCAUGGUUCAUCUUCAAUAUCAACAUUUUCAAUAAUGCAGAACAAUGUGUGCUUUUAGAAUGGUUGUAUUUCUCUUUAUAAAUGAAUGUAA
Molecule: messenger RNA, 3702 nt
Organism: Cololabis saira (Pacific saury)
Lineage: Eukaryota; Metazoa; Chordata; Actinopteri; Beloniformes; Belonidae
Product: S-adenosylmethionine sensor upstream of mTORC1-like
Exons: 5
Coding region: 57-1235 (392 amino acids)
Biological process (GO): negative regulation of TORC1 signaling
Source: RefSeq, a predicted model, not a curated record